Sipha flava (yellow sugarcane aphid) is the source of this 1442-nucleotide messenger RNA. RefSeq names its product synaptosomal-associated protein 25-like. The coding region runs from base 359 to 967 and encodes 202 amino acids. The transcript is spliced from 7 exons. The record is from RefSeq and is a predicted model, not a curated record. NCBI's taxonomy places the organism in Eukaryota, Metazoa, Arthropoda, Insecta, Hemiptera, Aphididae. Gene Ontology annotation, biological process: exocytosis; synaptic vesicle priming; synaptic vesicle fusion to presynaptic active zone membrane. Gene Ontology annotation, cellular component: plasma membrane; SNARE complex. Gene Ontology annotation, molecular function: syntaxin binding; SNAP receptor activity.
UUGCGCUCUUAGUUUUCCGUUUCCACCCGGACGGCAACGCACGUACCCCGUUCGAUUGUUCGCCGCUCCCGCGCACACGUUCGUCCAACCCCCCCCUGGCCGCGCCGUUCUCGCAACCAAAGUGAUAUCCGCGACCGGCGGAUAACGCGUUGAUGAACAUCGCGUCCGGACAGUGCCACCGGCGGCGAACUGCUAUCCGCGUCCGGGUCACGGAUUUUCGUCGCGGAGCGCGCCGGCUCCGGUACUAACGCGUCCGUUCGGCCGACGGGUCCGGUCCGCCCCGUCGUCAGUAGUGCUCGUCGCCGCUUGACGCGCGCACGUUUUUAGGCACGUCGGUGGUGCGGUCGCCGCGCGCGCGAUGCCGGCCAUCGUAGCCAACGAGCUGCAAGACAUGCAACUGCGAGCGGCCCACGUAACGGACGAGUCCCUGGAGAGCACCCGUCGGAUGAUCGAACUCUGCGAAGGGACAAAGGAAGCAGCCAUUAAAGCUCUGGUGGAGUUGGACGAUCAAGGCGAGAAAAUGGAUAGGAUCGAAGAAGGCAUGGACCAAAUAAACGCGGAUAUGAAGGAAGCGGAGAAAAAUCUGACCGGCAUGGAAAAAUGCUGCGGUAUUUGCGUGCUGCCUUGCAACAAGUCGACGUCUUUUAAAGAAGACGAGGGCACGUGGAAAGGAAACGAAGACGGCAAAGUUAUAAACAAGCAGCCACAGCGUGUGAUCGAAGGACCUAACACCACACCCCAGGGCGGAUACAUUGUGAAGAUUACCAAUGAUGCUCGGGAAACGGAGAUGGACGAAAAUCUAGGGCAAGUCAAUACGAUGAUUGGUAAUUUGAGAAACAUGGCAUUGGAUAUGGGUUCUGAGCUCGAAAAUCAAAAUCAACAGAUCGAAAAAAUCAGCACAAAGACUAAGUCAAAUGAAGUGCGGAUUUCGGUGGCUAAUCAGAGGACCAGAAAUCUUCUUAAAUAAACAUAAUAUCAAACGCGUAAUCUUUUUGACGGAUCUGCUCUAUUCGACGUCGUCAUAAAUAAAAACUAUAAUAGGAUGUUUUUCAUUCUGUAUACCUACUCAUACUUCAUGAGUAAAGAUCGUGUCUUCCCUGCAUACAUUAUGUUUUACAGCGUACUGCAACAUAGUAAUAGACUUAAGUAUAUUAUACAUAAAUAUUUAUUUAUAAGCGUAUUACAUGUGAUCUUUAGUACUAUCGCCGCUUUCGUUUAAUAUGUAUAUGUAUAUGAAACAAAUUCAUUCACGAUAAUAAUUGUUAAAACUCUCGCCUAAUUGUACCUCUACAUGUUUACAUUCCAAUACGUGUCAAAAAUAAUUUUUUGGUGGACAGUUCUGGAUUUUUAUUUACAUUGACUGCGGGAGAUUUAACGGUUUUCAACAAUUGUGUUCUUUUUUUUUUAACGAGUAAAAAUACAUCACUCUUCUCUCCUCUUAA